CCACACCCCCACGCCCUAGAGUGGUCGGUCAGUGAUUGUGCUGGCUGUGUCUCAUUGGGCAGGCGAAUAUAGGUGAAUAUAAGCGGUGGUGAAUUUUAAUCUGUUUGUGUGGCUGCGGGCAGAAAUUUCUGGAAAAAUGUCGUCGUUGUACAGGCCGUUCUCCGUGUCGGACGGGCCGUGUAAAGAUGCGGUUUUGAGGCAGGGAUGCAGGUCUCAGCAGCAGCAGCAGCAUCAUCCUGCGGCGCUGACCUCGAUUCCGCCGUCAUGUCGUCUAGCAGGCAUCUUUGGUGGAGCUGAGGCGAGCAAGUGUGCGCCAGUUCACCAUCUGUGUGCGGGGCAGAGGAGUUUAGCGGCCGCCGCAGUGGGAGGAAGAAAGCUUACCCAUCCGGGAAAGGCUAUUCUCGCAGGUGGGAUUGCAGGAGCCAUAGAGAUCUGCAUCACCUUCCCCACGGAGUAUGUGAAGACCCAGCUCCAGCUGGAUGAAAGGGCCAAUCCUCCUCGAUACAGAGGGAUAGGAGACUGUGUAAGGCUGACUGUGCAGGACCAUGGACUAAGAGGUCUAUACAGAGGCCUGAGCUCACUUCUCUAUGGCUCCAUUCCUAAGUCUGCAGUUCGGUUUGGCACAUUUGAGGUCUUGAGCAACCCAAUGCGAGAUGAUAACGGUCGCCUUGAUAACACUCGUAGCUUGCUGUGUGGGUUGGGAGCAGGUGUCACUGAAGCGAUAGUAGUAGUCUGCCCAAUGGAGACGCUAAAGGUGAAGUUAAUCCAUGACCAGUGCUCUCUUCAGCCACGAUACCGGGGCUUCUUCCACGGUGUACGUGAAAUCAUCCGUGAUCAAGGGGUUCGGGGGACAUACCAAGGACUAACUGCUACAGUGUUGAAACAAGGGACCAAUCAAGCUAUACGCUUUUACGUUAUGAACCUUCUACGCAAUUGGUACAAAGGUGAUGACCCCAGUCGAGAUAUGCAUCCGCUAGUCACAGCCGUUUUUGGAGCAACUGCAGGAGCUGCAAGCGUUUUUGGGAACACUCCCCUAGAUGUGGUGAAGACCAGGAUGCAGGGCCUGGAAGCCUAUCGCUACAAGAACACUCUAGACUGUGCUUUCCAGAUACUGAAGAACGAGGGCCCUCAAGCGUUCUACAAGGGUACGCUCCCACGGCUAGGCCGGGUGUGUCUGGACGUGGCCAUCGUCUUUGUCCUUUACGAGGAGGUUGUGAAGCUCCUGAACCAAGUGUGGAGGACUGACUGAAGAGGGUUAACAGCAGGCUCUAGUGAAAAAGAGGACUAUGCAGACCCAGUUGGCUGUGUCACUCAUGUGAAGAGCGCAAGUCUUACCCUGACCCCUGGCUGAGAGCACUGGAUUAUGCAGCCAUCUGUGUGUGCAUGCUUUACCCAGCAGAGUGAGAGCAUGAGAGGGGAGGCAGCAAGAGAAUAAAUCCUCUCACGUGUGGUGUUUCGAUGCACAGUAUAUUGCUAACCUUUCUGCCUAGCAUACGUACGUAUCAUACAGCUGCACUUAUCACUUAAUGUAAAACCAUGCAAGUGUCUUCACCACCAUGCUCUUACUCCCAUUUGUCCACUGCUUAUGUGGCGAAACCAAAAGAUGAGAACCAAGCGCACACAAUUCCCCUCCUCCCAAUUUACUUGUACUAACAUGGCUAUGUUUUGUUUUUUAUAUAUAUAUUUGUUGCACUGAAACAUUUUAUCAAAGUGUGGAAAACUAUUGAUAGAUGUAUAUGAUGGCUUUUUUUGUACAACUUUAGUGUUUCCCUUCUGUCAUUUCCUCCUGAGGCUGGACUUGUGAUAUGAUUCUGCUGUUCAGACUGUCAGUUUUACUAACAGUUUAUUCAUGGUGAGCUUAACAAUGUUUGUCACUUUCCUUCACAAAUGCAAGACAGAGAAAACCAAACAAAAUAAAAUAAAAAAAUAAAGCACCAGUGUCAAAAUA
Astyanax mexicanus (Mexican tetra) is the source of this 1948-nucleotide messenger RNA. It is a transcript of the gene slc25a1a, whose product is annotated as solute carrier family 25 member 1a. NCBI's taxonomy places the organism in Eukaryota, Metazoa, Chordata, Actinopteri, Characiformes, Acestrorhamphidae. Gene Ontology annotation, biological process: mitochondrial citrate transmembrane transport. The record is from RefSeq and is a predicted model, not a curated record. The coding region runs from base 137 to 1249 and encodes 370 amino acids. The transcript has 9 exons.